This is a messenger RNA of Nylanderia fulva, 562 nucleotides long. Lineage: Eukaryota; Metazoa; Arthropoda; Insecta; Hymenoptera; Formicidae. The record is from RefSeq and is a predicted model, not a curated record.
GAAUUUAUUGUGUACAUUUACAAUCAGAAUUGAAAUCAUGGCCAUUAAAAGAUAAUGGCACAAGAAAAAUUUUAUGCCGUUGUUGAAUUUGAGGAUGGGCUUCAAAUUGUUCCAAAUAAUUGGUUGAAUUCGAAUUUAAACAAGGCUGUUUGGCCAAAUUUCACUAACAACAAGCGUUACUAUAAGGCUGUGAAAUUUAUGGAAAACCCAGAACCUACAUGGAUAGAACAUCCAAUUCGGAAAAUAUAUGCAAAAGACACAAACUAUGAAUUAGCAAGAAGAAAAUUAAAAGAUGCUGAAGAACUAUCAGAUAUCAAUUCUGGCACUGACAAAGAGGAACUUCCAAAAAUGCCUGUUAGGCCUGUACAUACCUCUAAAAAAAUGAAAAAGGCAAAAUUGUCACAGAAAGAAUUAACAGUGAAACAUAAAAACUCAUAAUCAACAUUGGACAGAUAUGAUUGCAACUACAAUGUAAAAGAUAUACCUAAACCUAGUACAUCUAAAAAGAUACAUGCAGAUGAUAAAGAUGAUGUAGAUAAUGACGUAAAUGAUGAAGAUUAUG